UCCGGGGGGCGGGACAAGGCGAGGCCUGGUGGAGCGAGGCGGCGGCGCCGGGAGCGCAGAGAUGUGGAGCGAGACUCUCAGUGUUCUGCGGGGUGCUGCACGGGUGGGGAAGGCCAUUGCAGACACGCAGGGGGACCAGCUGCGGUUCGCUGUCUGCAAUUCUGUGCUGGGCGACGGGCUGAAGAGGCUGCAGGUCUCUGCAGAGCAAUGCAUCAGCUCGCUGCUCGUGGCAAGUGAGCGUGGAGUUCGCGAGUUCAAAGAGGAGCCGACUCCCUUCCCGGAGGAAGAUGAUGCUUCGCAGUGGAACCUGGCGUCGGAGAUGGCCCCGGAGUAUUCUGCCGGAGACACAGCGGGAGGGCACCGGAAGAGUCCGUCCGACGCUGGAGGGGCGCAGAGAGGUGGCGCCACCCCGUACCACGCGGGCGGAUUCAAGGCCGGCAGCCAGGACUUUGCGGGGCCAGCGGGCCCCGGGGUGGGGCAGACCCGGAGCUUCCACGAGGAGACCUCGGUCAGGGGUCUGACUCCCGAAGACAUCGCCAAGGCCAGGGACAACAAACAACACAGAGACAAGUGGAGUCAAACCAAAGGACCAAGGCAAAUAUUAAGCGACAGAGCUCGUGAAAGAAAAGUACCAUCGUCGCGAAUCAGUCGGCUGGCCAACUUCGGAGGUUUGGCAGUGAGUUUGGGGAUCGGUGCCUUGGCAGAAGUAGCCAAAAGUUCAUUGAAAGGAAGACAGAAAUCAAACGACAGUGAAGCACUCCUGGACUCCAACCCCUUCCUCUCCGAGGCAAACGCUGAGCGAAUUGUCGACACCCUGUGCAAAGUGCGGGGGGCGGCGCUGAAGAUGGGACAGAUGCUGAGCAUUCAGGACAAUAGCUUCAUCAACCCCCAGCUCCAGAAGAUCUUUGAACGAGUACGACAGAGUGCCGACUUCAUGCCGGCAUCGCAGACGAUGAAGGUCCUGAACGUGGAGCUGGGCCCGGACUGGCGAGACAAGCUGGCGGUGUUUGAGGAGAGGCCGUUCGCUGCUGCCUCCAUCGGGCAGGUGCACCACGCGGAGCUGAGAGAUGGUCGCGAGGUGGCCAUCAAGAUCCAGUAUCCAGGAAUCGCUCAAAGCAUCAGGAGUGACGUUGAGAACCUACUGUCGGUGUUGAAAAUGAGCAUCUCUCUGCCCGAAGGGUUGUUUGCGGAGAGCGCUAUUGUGGUGUUGCGACGUGAGCUGGAGUGGGAAUGUGACUACAUACGAGAGGCAGCCUGCGCCAGGAGAUUCAGGGAGUUGCUGAAGGACGAUCCUUUCUUCUACGUCCCAGCGGUGAUCGACGAACUGACAACAAAGCGGGUUCUUACCGCGGAACUGGUGACGGGCCUCCCCUUGGACAAGUGUGACGGGCUCGACCAGUGUACUCGAAACAAGAUUUGCUCCGGCAUCCUCGAACUCUGCCUCCGGGAAGUCUUUGAGUUCCGCUUCAUGCAGACCGACCCAAACUGGUCCAAUUUCUUCUUCGAUGCGGAGAAAGGGAAGUUAACUCUAUUGGACUUUGGUGCGAGCAGGGAAUUUGAUAAAGAAUUUACAGAUAACUACAUUGAGGUGGUCCGAGCUGCUGCGGUUGGUGACCGAGGGAAGGUCCUCCAGAAAUCCCGGGAUCUGAAAUUCCUGACCGGCUACGAGACAAAGGUGUUCGAGGAGGCUCAUGUUGAUGCGGUUAUGGCUCUGGGGGAGGCGUUUGCCGAGCGGGAAUCCUUCGACUUUGGAUCUCAGGGCACCGCCCGGCGGAUCCAGAGCCUGAUCCCGGUGAUGUUGAAGCACCGGCUGACUCCACCUCCCGAGGAGUCGUACUCCCUCCACCGCAAGAUGGCCGGCUCCUUCCUCAUCUGCUCCAAGCUGCAGGCCGCCAUCCCCUGCAAGCGCAUGUUUGACCAGAUCUACGCCAGGUACUUCAACCAACCGGAGGAAGAGCCCCUCAAGGUGAAGCGUCCAAUGGCGGCCUAGAUCCAGGAUAGGACUCUGGUUGGAUACAGUCUUCAAGGCUGACCUUGCUAUUGGUGGAUUGUCGGUGGACUCUCACCAACCAGGCACCUCCUUCCAUUGAAGUUCGGUGGUCAGCAUUGAGAACUGCAGGUGCUGGUUUAAACCACAGGUAGACAAAGUGCUGGAGUAACUCAGCUGGACAGGCAGCAUCUCUGGGGAGAAGGAAUGGACAAGGAAUGGCC
Messenger RNA from Amblyraja radiata (thorny skate), 2211 nucleotides. It is a transcript of the gene coq8b, whose product is annotated as coenzyme Q8B. Lineage: Eukaryota; Metazoa; Chordata; Chondrichthyes; Rajiformes; Rajidae. The record is from RefSeq and is a predicted model, not a curated record. Bases 62 to 1990 code for a protein of 642 amino acids. Gene Ontology annotation, biological process: ubiquinone biosynthetic process. The transcript is spliced from 15 exons.